This is a messenger RNA of Fonsecaea multimorphosa CBS 102226, 594 nucleotides long. RefSeq lists its product as uncharacterized. NCBI's taxonomy places the organism in Eukaryota, Fungi, Ascomycota, Eurotiomycetes, Chaetothyriales, Herpotrichiellaceae. The transcript has a single exon. The coding region runs from base 1 to 594 and encodes 197 amino acids. The record is from RefSeq and is a predicted model, not a curated record.
AUGGCAUCGACUUUCAAGGCAGUCCAUUUGAACCAUGAGAUCCCCGACCUUUCUGGUUCCUUUGAGAUCACCUGCCCGCCAGGAACCGAUAUCUGGGACAAGCCGCCAGCAACGCACUCGUUCAAUGCGCCAAUCAUCUACAAAACCAGCACAGUCGGCUCAUUCAAGUCCGCAAAAGUCACGGUGGCGGCACCCUGGAAAGACAAGUACGAUCAAGGCGGACUAUGUCUGGUCAUAAAAACAAGUGACACCACUCGCUGGGUCAAGACGGGCAUUGAGUUCCUCGACAAUGUGCCGUUGGUCGGCACUGUGGCAAAGGAUCGGUGGGCAGACUGGAGUCUCAGGCCUUUGCUAGCCGAGACCCUAAGUAUUGAACACACUGCCAUUGUGGAGAUGGAGAAUGCCAGCGACGGGAGCCUCUGGGUCUGGCUUGUCAGUGAGAGUGGGAAGAGGUUACCGUUGAGAGAAGUGACUUGGUGGGGAGAUCUGCCCAAGGAGACGGAGAUUUGGAUUGGCGUCUACGCUGCAAAACCGGCACCACAUGGAGAGAAGGACGAUCUGGUUGUGACGUUUGAGGGGUUGGAUAUUCAGUAG